GUAGAAGUUUGUGGAGCGCUUUCUCAGCGGCUGGUCCCAGACGGACCUCGGGCGCCUCGCUCUUCGGUGGCCGCCCCGUUUUCUCGGGAUUCUUUCUGUGGUGAUGGACUCUCCGGACGCUCUGUAAGGGAAGCUGAGAGCUGGCGGCGCGAGUUCAGAGGAGGAGGGCUGGGAAGUCCGUUCGCUGACAGCGGCGCGACUGAACGCGGACGGCGUCGGGCUCCGGCCGGCUGAGAGCUUCGCCUACCUUCCCGCGGCCUGUGCGCGGGCGAUGCUGCGGCCCCGAGGCGCGGCGCGGCGAGCACGGAGGGCGCCUCCGAGAGCCUAGAGCUGGUUUCCGCCCCCUUCCCCCGGGGCAAGUGGGCAUGGAACAGUGAGAGCCCCUCGCUCGGCGAGGCCGCGCGCGGAGGCUCCCCCAUGGCCGGGACAUACAGCUCCACAUUGAAGACUCUGGAGGACUUGACCUUGGACUCCGGGUAUGGGGCCGGCGACUCCUGCCGCUCGCUCAGCCUUUCGUCUUCCAAGUCCAACUCGCAGGCGCUCAACUCUUCGGCGCAGCAGCACCGCGGGGCGGCCUGGUGGUGCUACUCCGGCUCCAUGAACAGCCGCCACAACAGCUGGGACACGGUGAACACAGUGCUGCCCGAGGAUCCCGAAGUGGCCGACCUCUUCUCCCGCUGCCCGCGGCUCCCGGAGCUGGAGGAGUUCCCUUGGACCGAGGGAGACGUGGCCCGGGUGCUCCGCAAAAGCGUCGGCGGCCGGAGGCUGCCCUCGUUCUCCGCCGAGGCUGUGAGACGCUUGGCCGGACUCCUCCGCCGGGCGCUCAUCCGCGUGGCCCGGGAGGCGCAGCGCCUUAGCGUGCUGCACGCUAAGUGCACCCGCUUCGAGGUGCAGAGUGCGGUGCGCCUGGUGCACAGCUGGGCGCUGGCCGAGAGCUGCGCACUGGCAGCGGUCAAGGCGUUGUCCCUCUACAGCAUGAGCGCUGGGGAUGGGCUGCGCCGCGGCAAGUCGGCGCGCUGCGGCCUCACUUUCUCCGUGGGCCGCUUCUUCCGUUGGAUGGUGGACACUCGCAUCUCCGUGCGCAUCCAUGAGUACGCGGCCAUCUCGCUAACGGCUUGCAUGGAGAACCUGGUGGAGGAGAUCCGGGCCAGGGUGCUGGCGAGCCAGAGCCCAGAUGGCGGAGGGGCAGGAGGUGGAGAGGUAUCCGCUGAGGCCUUGGAGAUGGUCAUCAACAACGACGCCGAGCUCUGGGGAGUCCUGCAACCCUAUGAGCAUCUCAUCUGUGGCAAGAACGCCAAUGGUGUCCUCUCUCUCCCUGCCUACUUCAGUCCCUACAAUGGUGGGUCCCUGGGCCACGAUGAGCGAGCAGAUGCCUAUGCUCAGCUGGAACUUCGGACACUGGAGCAGUCACUCCUGGCCACGUGUGUGGGCAGCAUCUCCGAGCUCAGUGAUCUGGUCUCUCGAGCCAUGCACCACAUGCAGGGCCGCCACCCCCUGUGCCCAGGCACCAGCCCUGCUCGCCAGGCCCGCCAGCCACCACAGCCCAUCACGUGGUCCCCCGAUGCUCUCCACACACUCUACUACUUCCUGAGGUGUCCACAGAUGGAGUCCAUGGAGAACCCCAACCUGGAUCCCCCAAGAAUGACUCUGAAUAAUGAACGGCCCUUCAUGCUGCUGCCACCGCUGAUGGAGUGGAUGCGGGUUGCAAUCACCUAUGCAGAACACCGUCGCAGCCCCACUGUGGACAGUGGCGAUAUCCGGCAGGCAGCCCGGCUACUGCUGCCAGGCCUGGACUGUGAGCCCCGGCAACUCAAACCCGAGUGCUGCUUCAGUUCCUUCCGGAGGCUGGAUGCUCGAGCUGCUACUGAACGCUUCAACCAGGACCUGGGCUUCCGCAUGCUCAACUGUGGGAGAACAGACCUCAUCAGCCAGGCCAUCGAGGCCCUGGGCCCGGAUGGGGUGAACACAAUGGAUGACCAGGGUAUGACGCCGCUUAUGUACGCCUGUGCUGCUGGGGACGAAGCCAUGGUCCAGAUGCUGAUUGAUGCUGGAGCUAACUUAGAUAUCCAGGUUCCAAGCCACUCUCCCAGGCAUCCGUCCGUCCACCCCGACAGCAGGCAUUGGACCUCCCUGACAUUUGCGGUGCUACAUGGACACAUCUCUGUGGUGCAGCUGCUACUUGAUGCCGGUGCCCAUGUGGAGGGCUCAGCUGUGAACAGUGGGGAGGACAGCUACGCCGAGACACCCCUGCAGCUGGCCUCUGCAGCCGGGAACUAUGAGCUGGUCAGCUUGCUGCUGAGCCGGGGUGCUGACCCCCUCCUCAGCAUGCUGGAAGCCAACGGCAUGGCAUCUUCCCUCCACGAGGAGAUGAACUGCUUCAGCCACUCCGCUGCCCACGGCCACAGAAAUGUCCUGAGAAAGCUCCUGACUCAGCCACAGCAGGCUAAAGCAGAUGUGCUGUCUCUAGAAGAGAUCCUGGCUGAGGGUGUGGAGGAAAGCGACACAUCGAGCCAGGGCAGCAGUGAGGGGCCUGUGAGGCUAAGCCGAACCCGAACGAAGGCCCUGCAGGAAGCCAUGUACUACAGCGCUGAGCACGGUUACCUGGACAUCACCAUGGAGCUGAGGGCACUGGGUGUUCCCUGGAAGCUGCACAUCUGGAUAGAGUCGCUGCGGACCUCCUUCUCACAGUCACGGUACUCAGUGGUGCAGAGCCUCCUGAAGGAUUUCAGCUCCAUCAAGGAAGAGGAGUACAACGAGGAGCUGGUGACAGAAGGCUUGCAGCUCAUGUUUGAUAUCCUCAAGACCAGCAAAAACGACUCCGUCCUCCAGCAGCUGGCCACCAUCUUCACACACUGCUAUGGCACCAGCCCCAUCCCCAGCAUCCCGGAGAUCCGGAAGACCCUGCCAGCCAGGCUAGAUCCUCACUUUCUGAACAACAAGGAGAUGUCUGAUGUAACCUUCCUAGUGGAAGGAAAGCUGUUUUAUGCACACAAAGUCCUUUUGGUGACAGCAUCUAACAGGUUCAAGACCUUAAUGACCAACAAAUCAGAACAAGAUGGGGACAGCAGCAAAACCAUUGAGAUCAGCGACAUCAAGUACCACAUCUUUCAGAUGCUGAUGCAGUACCUGUACUACGGAGGAACCGAGUCCAUGGAAAUCCCCACUGCUGACAUCCUGCAGCUGCUGUCAGCUGCCAACCUGUUCCAGCUAGAUGCCCUGCAGAGACACUGUGAGAUCCUGUGCUCCCAGACCCUUAGUGUGGAAAGUGCUGUCAACACCUACAAAUAUGCCAAGAUCCACAACGCCCCGGAGCUGGCCCUCUUCUGUGAAGGCUUCUUCCUCAAGCACAUGAAGGCCCUGCUAGAGCAGGAUGCCUUCCGGCAGCUCAUCUAUGGCCGAAGCAGCAAAGUCCAGGGCCUGGACCCACUGCAGGAUCUGCAGAGCACCCUAGCAGAGCGAGUGCAUUCUGUCUACGUCACCUCCCGGGUGUGAGGCAGGAUGGAGGGGGACUGUUAUCUGAGGGCGUGCAAAGGUCUGUUAAGGCCAGAAACCACCAGUGACACCCCCAGUGGAAGGAGGCUUGUAGGCUUUAGGGGUACUUCCUGCUCUUCCCCUAGAUAACCAAUCAUCUGUGGUGUUGACCGACCCUUGGGUGAACAGAGUCCACUUCACUGUUGCUCAACCAGUAACUGGCAAGGGGGUGUAACAUAGUUGCACCUUGAGGGCCACCCUGUGCCCUCUCCCCUCCAGUGGCUCAGCAGCAAGCUCACCUCAGCUCCAGCUCUCGCCAUCCUGGCUGGACUGUUAGGGGCAUGGGCAUUCUUAUGAAUGUAGAAAAUGGAUCCUGAGCCCCAGGCCACUGGAUGCAGUAGCUGGUAUGCUUUGUUUUCCUAAACAGAGAAGAAAGGGUUUCCAAAUCCUGUCCUCCAAGCUGUGCCUUUGAAAGGGCUGGUGAGGUGGCCCCUGUCUGUGAAGACUGGACCUCUAGUCGCCUGCCCCACGAGACUACUAUGUUAGGAGUCUGAGCUCAGAGCUUCCGAGCUGAUGAUGGGCUACAGUACAGGAACUCAAGGACUUCCGCUCUUGCUGCUACAACUGGCAGCCAAAGUGAAGAGGUUGGUUCUAGGUCGGGCCUAGCUCUAAUGUGUCUGCAGGCUGAGGCAGCAGAGUGCCUUCCAGUUAGGACAGGGGUGCAAGAGCACACUUGUCACCUGGGAUCUGUGACUCUGGGGCAUGAAGGACAAGGCCUCGGUGGAAGAGAAGCUAUGUCCCCUCCCAUCCUGUCCUCAGUCUUGGCUCCCCAUCCUCUGGCCUGUUUGUGGACAGAUGCUGGGACAGCAUCAAGAACAGCUACCUUAGAAACUAUUUAUUCAUCAGAAGCCCCCAGGGCUUGCAAUCCUGGAAAGAUAUUUUCAACUUGCUGCUUGUGCGGGAUGUACAAAGGAAUGAAUGGUAUUUUAUUGCUGUAAUAUUGUAUAAUACUGUAACUAUACCUUAAUGUUGUUACUUACUGUAAAUGUGCUAUGGUUUUAUCAACAAUAAACACUCAUUAACAUUG
Messenger RNA from Mus musculus (house mouse), 4558 nucleotides. It is a transcript of the gene Abtb2, whose product is annotated as ankyrin repeat and BTB domain containing 2. The coding region runs from base 418 to 3492 and encodes 1024 amino acids. Gene Ontology annotation, cellular component: nucleoplasm. The transcript is spliced from 17 exons. Gene Ontology annotation, molecular function: protein heterodimerization activity. The record is from RefSeq and is marked provisional. NCBI's taxonomy places the organism in Eukaryota, Metazoa, Chordata, Mammalia, Rodentia, Muridae.